Messenger RNA from Symbiodinium pilosum, 1443 nucleotides. The record is from the annotation of a GenBank genome assembly. NCBI's taxonomy places the organism in Eukaryota, Dinophyceae, Suessiales, Symbiodiniaceae.
AUGCUGGGUUGCUAUUGCUAUGGAGGACCCACGAAAACAUGGUCGCAAAAGAUAGAUGACUUUUUUCAGGUGACUGAAAAAGGGUCAACUCUGCAGACAGAGGUCCGAGCUGGCUUCAUUAAUUGGAUGACAAUGUGCUACAUUCUUGUGGUCAAUCCUGUCAUUCUGGGCAGUGCGGAUCCUGACAGUCAGAUUUCGACGGAGACCAUCAUGACUGCAACAGCCGUGUCAUCUGCCAUCGGCUCCUUUGUAGUCGCUUUGUCUAGUGAUGCUCCUCUGGGCCUCAUGCCGGGCAUGGGUCUGAAUGCGUACUUUUCUUUUGGCAUUUGUCGAUCCUUCCACGUCACUUUUGGACAGGCUCUGAGCUGCUGCUUCGUCAGCGGUGCGGCGCUGCUGCUCUUGGCUACUUUGGGAGUUUGUCAGUGGAUCGUUACCACAGUGCUCUCCGAGCAUUUGAAAAAGGCGAUCACUGUGGCCAUUGGUGUUUUCCAGGCAUUGAUUGGUUUCCAAGUGAUGGGCUUGGUUGUGGCUUCGCCGAACACGUUGGUGACGCUGGGUGACGUAGGGUGGUCCAACAAGCAGUUGUACUUGGCCCUCAUGGGGUUCUGUCUCAUCUCUGCUAUGCUGGUCAGCCGAUUGCACGGAGCUCUUCUUGUAGGCAUAUGCCUGAUGUCCAUCUGUGCAUGGAGCACAGGGCUGUCCGAUGCCCCCUUGGGUCUGUUCAGUCUCCCAAGAUAUGACGCUGGCUUCCUAUUGGAUUUCUCUUGCUGGGAUCCAGGGAGCGGCAAGCUGCAUGCCAUGAUCCUGGGGAGCAUGGUGCUGCUUUUUGUGGCACUGUUUGAUUUGGCCGGCGUCCAGUAUGGCCUGAUGGGCAUCGCAGGCCUACUUCAGGAUGGCAACGUACCAAGGAGUCAGUGCAUUUUCUCGAGCGCCGCCAUCGCCACCAUGUCAGGGGCAAUUAUGGGCACCAGCCCUGUUAUCAUUGCCAACGAGAGCAGUGCUGGCAUUGUUGAGGGCGCGAAGACGGGACUGUCAGCCCUGGUGAUCUCUGGGCUCUUUCUAGUAUCUGCCUUCCUGACGCCUUUGCUCAGCUCCAUUCCUCGAGUCGCCACUUCUGUACCGCUGGUGUUGAUUGGAGCCUUCAUGAUGGCACCCUGCAGAGGCAUUGACUGGGACAAUCUGCGGGCAGCCAUACCCUCAUUCUUGACCAUCACGGUGGUGCCAUUCACCUACUCCAUCCAUAAUGGUAUCAUAGCAGGAAUUCUCAUGGACGCUUUCUUGAUGGUGUCCGCGAAGAAGGUGGAUUUCUUGGAAACUUUUGGUCAGAUUUGCCUGGGAAACAAAAAGGAUACCGCAGCCGGGAUCAAGAAUCCAGUCACCGGCCACGAGCCAGACCAGGCCGCUGUGAUUGUCAGUCCUGGUAUGUCCUGGUGGAACGUGUGA